Molecule: messenger RNA, 1519 nt
Organism: Aspergillus caelatus
Lineage: Eukaryota; Fungi; Ascomycota; Eurotiomycetes; Eurotiales; Aspergillaceae
Exons: 1
Coding region: 79-909 (276 amino acids)
Source: RefSeq, a predicted model, not a curated record
GUCGAUGGCUCUUGUUGUCGCUGUAUGUCGGUAGUGGUCUAACAAGGGGUCUCCCGGACAGUGAACCAUCAUGCCCUGAUGUCUGACGGUGCAAAUAACAGUCACUAUGAUCCCUUUCGCGCCGCGUCCAGUGCGGAAAUUGCCCUGGAAUGUGUCGUGGCAACUUUUAUCGGUAUCGCAUGGUAUAAUGCCAUCGAACUCGUCGUCCUAUGUUUCACCACAUUCAAACGAUAUGGGGGCUGUUAUUUUUGGAGCCUGGUGAUAGCCUCCAUCAGCAUUGUCCCCUUUGCCUUGGGCUAUGCGCUGCUCAUCUUUAAAAUAUUCCCCAGUUACUUCUCGGUCGCACUGGAGGUGGUAGGGUGGUGGGGCAUGGUCACCGGCCAAUCCAUGGUCCUCUGGUCGCGAUUGCAUCUCGUCGUUCACAGUCGCAAGAUCUUGCGCUGGACAUUGAUCAUGAUUAUCACGGAUGCCAUUCUGUUUCAUGUCCCCGCGUCGGUCCUGGAGUUCGGCGCUCAUUCCAACCACCAAGCUCAGUUCAACCCGGCCUUUGAUAUCUUCGAACGGAUUCAACUAGUGGCCUUCUCGGUCCAAGAGAUCAUAUUAUCGGUCAUCUAUGCGUGGGCCGCAGUCGAAAUGCUGAAACUCAUUCCCCGGGGCCAUUAUAAAGGCAUCCUGAUCCACCUCCUGGUUAUCAAUUUCGUCAUGAUCAGCAUGGACGCGGUUGUAGUGGGGAUGCAAUAUGCUGGCUUCUUUCGCCUUCACGUAUCCCUGAAAGCCAUGUUCUACAGUGUCAAACUGAAGAUGGAAUAUGCAAUCCUGGGAAGACUGGUCCAUGUCGCCGCCGUUCCGGUGCAUCCACUAUCGGGCUAUAUUCCGACCCGUCGAUCUAGUUCUGUAUCACGCAUAUAGAGCUUUGCGGAUGUGGAUAUAUCUUGGGUAGCAUUGGUUUUUGCGAUGUAUAUAUAUCACCAUCGCAACCAAUGACAGAGCUUUUCUCUAAACCCGCAGGAACGCCUCCAGAGAAGCAACCCAUGUUGGUGGCAAAACGGAAAAGCUGCAACUCCUGAAUAGCACGGAGCUUUCUCAGUGGAGUUUCAUAUAGCAUGACGCUGCUCAUCGUGCAGUUCAUGGAGAAACGGUGAGUAUGUCCGGCCUGCAUUGACUACAAGCCAGUGAAUGGCUUCCUGCGCAGUAUGAGCAAAAGGUUGAAGCCGAGUAUGGUGGCGAAAUUAUAGGUUUACCCGGGAGGAGGUCAAUCUGAUGUUUGCCUUUUCCCUGUGCCUAACAAGUAGGUUUAGUAGCAUAGGACAAUGCUACAUGGUAUCGAUGUCAAUACCUAUGAGAAAUACCCUGCAACGAAGUUAAUCGGAUCUGCCUGAGAUUGACGGAUACGGAAGGAUACGUGUAUACAUACUUACCCCCGUGAUGCCCCCGUGAUGUGUAACUGUAUAUAAAAUUAGACAGACCCGUCGGCAUCCUCGUCUCCUUGAGACACCCCGAUUAGGGCGAAAAAAGAUUC